AUAUUUUUUGAUUGCAGCUCCCACCACUAUUUUUGACCUACGGUCACACUUUAAACAAUUGUAAUAAAUAAAGAACAAACCGGAAGGUUUUCUUUAAAAUAUUAGAAAAAUCUUGUUAAAUUCUAGUUGCCGCAUACUUUUUCCGCAAAACUUACGACACCCAAAAAAAUGCCGCGAUACAGGGAGUGGGACCUGGCGUGCAAAGUGUAUGUGGGCAACCUGGGCUCCUCCGCAUCCAAGUACGAAAUCGAGGGUGCCUUUUCAAAAUACGGUCCCCUGCGGAAUGUGUGGGUAGCACGCAACCCGCCCGGUUUUGCCUUUGUGGAGUUCGAGGACCGGCGUGACGCAGAGGACGCGACGCGUGCUCUGGACGGAACACGCUGCUGCGGCACAAGGAUACGCGUAGAGAUGUCGUCUGGUCGCUCCCGCGAUCGUCGACGCGGUGAAGGUGGUAGCAGCAGUGGGCGUGCUGGAUCCGGGCGCUACAGGAUAACUCCUUCGGCUAGAACUACUUCCACUGCUACUUCUUCCUUCUACAACAUCAACAAUCUACAACAGCAACCAUCUUCACAGCCACAGCCAGCAACCUUCAACUUGCAACUCCAAAUUAUCCAUGUUCAGCGUCACAGCCUCACAGAAGUUUAUAUUAGCAACCCAAAUGAAUUCAUCCUAGAAGAAGCAUUGCAGUCGCCAAAGAGUUCUACUAUUGAAGUUAUCCUGCGUAUCCCACAGAUAAUAGCUUAGAAUUAUAUUCAUUCAUUUAGUUGCUAAAGCCAGUGCAGGCCCUGGCGGUUUAUUAUAAAAUUUUAAUUGGCUGGUCCAGCUUUCUCUAUUUUUUUACUACAAAGUAGAGAAACGAGAGCGAAAUCGGUUUAAACGCAGUUAAAAAAAGUAUCUUAGAAUUCUCCGUCCAGUCAGUCGUUGCAAAUAUGUAUUUCCAUAUCGUAGAGGGAUUUGAAACUUGGAAAAAAUUUACGGGGCUUAUUAAAGGCAUCGUAUAGAUUUUUAAUGUCUUUUGAAUCAAAUUAGUUGAGCUCAUGCUUAAAAAAAUAUAAUUUAUCAAUUAAUGGGUUAAACUGUUAGCAGAGCCUCAUUUGUGCAUUUUUAUAAUUUGUUUAUAUUGCAAAUAAGCUUGGACAACAUUUUGUUUUUAGUGUCACACUUAUUUUCCAGCACUUUGUAAGUCGCUUAUGCACAAUCACUUUUUACUAUUAUUCUAAGUCGAUUAUUGAGUUUUAUCUAUGUUAAAUCGUUAAUAAUCUUAUCUUUUCU
Molecule: messenger RNA, 1272 nt
Organism: Drosophila ficusphila
Lineage: Eukaryota; Metazoa; Arthropoda; Insecta; Diptera; Drosophilidae
Gene: Rbp1
Product: RNA-binding protein 1
Exons: 3
Coding region: 169-744 (191 amino acids)
Biological process (GO): mRNA splicing, via spliceosome
Cellular component (GO): nuclear speck
Molecular function (GO): RNA binding
Source: RefSeq, a predicted model, not a curated record